Elgaria multicarinata webbii is the source of this 8264-nucleotide messenger RNA. It is a transcript of the gene ARHGAP23, whose product is annotated as Rho GTPase activating protein 23. Gene Ontology annotation, molecular function: protein binding. Gene Ontology annotation, biological process: signal transduction. Bases 1 to 5301 code for a protein of 1766 amino acids. The record is from RefSeq and is a predicted model, not a curated record. The transcript has 24 exons. NCBI's taxonomy places the organism in Eukaryota, Metazoa, Chordata, Lepidosauria, Squamata, Anguidae.
AUGGUAGAAGAAGGUAGCCGGGGGGAUCGGGCUCCCCGUGGUGGCGGGCCACGGGGAUCCCCACGCCCUCCAGCCCCGCCGCAUCGUGGCAUAUCGGUGGUGGGCAAAGCAGUGUGGAGCGUGGCGCGAGCAGGGAAAGGCUGGCGUUUUGAGCGAGCUGUUGGGGUGGACUGCAGCUUGCCUGAACCUCGUUGCAUCUGGUUGACAAGCGUGCGGAACGACAAUGCUGAGUGGUGGGAGAGACGGUGGCGCCGGGCCGGGGCAGUGAUGGCCCGGCAGAAGUGCCGUGCACGACCCAAGAUGGACAGGAAUCUCACGCCAAAGCUGGGCCAGAGAGAUGGUACGGCCACGAACGCCAACGCCCCCCCUGUGGAGUCCUUCCCCUGGGUGGGGCCGAAGACGGUGGUGCUGCACAAGAACUCGCAGGGGGGGUACGGAUUCACCCUCCGGCAUUUUAUCGUCUACCCCCCAGAGUCAGCGGUUCAUUCCAAUGUGAAGGAAGAAGAAAAUGGAAACAGAACAGCCCCCUCACGGAACCGUCUGGAACCCAUGGACACCAUCUUUGUGAAAAGUGUGAAGGAAGAUGGGCCGGCACACAAGGCUGGCCUCCGGACAGGAGACCGUCUCGUCAAAGUGAACGGCGAAAGCAUCAUUGGAAAAACCUACUCACAGGUCAUAGGCCUCAUUCAGAACUGUGAAGAUGCUUUGGAACUCUCCAUCAUGCCCAAAGAUGAGGAUAUUCUCCAGUUGGCAUAUUCUCAAGAUGCCUACUUAAAGGGCAAUGAACCAUACUCUGGAGGGGCCCAGAGCAUCCCUGAGCCACCCCCCAUAUGCUAUCCUCGUAAAACGUACCCGUUCCAGUCAAGGCCCUCCCCUCGGGAUGUUACAACAGCUGAGACGUACCAGGGACAGCAGGUGGACAACAGACAGACAUACCAUUCGGGGUCCUCAGGCCCAUCUUCUCCCUUGAACAGCACUACGGUCCACAGAAACCCCCCGAGUGCCUGGGCUGAGUCCACACAGAACUUCAGUAGCAACCAUUCCAGCCCCGUCCACCGCACAGAGGAGAUCCAGUAUGGAGUGACACAGAGGGUGCCCGUCCCGAGGCCCCUCCCAGCUUCUGGCUCUUUCUCCCGCUACUCCAAUAGCAGUUGUCCCGGUUCUACAGCCUCCCCCUUGCCUGAGAGGUACUGUGCCCCUCCCGCUCCCUCUAUGCCCAAUCACGCCUGCUAUGGGCCCCCCAAACAUCUCCCUGACCAUCGACCUCAUGGCGGGUUGAAAGAUACUCCCCGGGAGGGCCGGCCCUCCCGGGACUGCAUCGGGGCUGGCCCCAAAUCUGUCAGCCGUCUGGAAUGCCAGCAGGCCUUGUCCAACUGGAUCUCGAGCCAAGUGCCGCGGCGUAGCUCGUCGGAGGAGCGCCACUGUGCCAUGCCGCCUCGCUACCGGAGUGUCUCGCAAGACCGUCUGGGGGAUGCUCUGGCGCCCCGGGGUUGGCCUCACAGUGCUUCCCAAGACACCUUAAUCCAGCCCCCUGCCCAUGAAGGCUGGAAUUACCGGGCCAGAUCGGAUAACUAUCUGGCGAAAUAUGGGCGAUCCUUGGAAGCGCUUGAGCAGGGUGCCUUGGUUUCUCCUAGAUACGAGAGGUGUAUGUGGCCACCAGACAGGUUUUACCGGCACGGGCAAAUUAACCGAGCCCAGCCUAGUCAGCCAGGUUCUUAUAUUCCUACUGCCUCUUCCGGCGAUCCGCCCCCUGUGCAUGUGCAAAAACACCCUUCCCAACCCAACCUCCAGAGCAUCGAUGACUCUGGGUAUAUUGGGUACCGGAGCUACAGCCCCUCAUUCCAGCGUCGGACUGGCUUGCUCCAUGCCCUUUCUUUCCGGGAUGCUACUUUUGGUGACCUUCCAACGUUUAAUCUUUCUCAAAGGCAAGGAAACCACCCAACGCCACCUUACGUCGAGAGGUCUGUGCUCCCCAGUGCCCCUGCUCCUUGCCUGGACCCUCCCCUGGGCAGUAGCCCGGAGACCCCAAUGGACCAAAUACCAGCCAGACAGGAGAAUGACACGAGGCCUCUGGAGCAGGCUUCUCCCUCUCAGGCUACAGAACGGCUGCAGCCUGAGACUGAGGAUAAGAGGGAUGAAGUGGUUCUCCGGCAGAAGCCCCCAACUGGACGCAAAGUGCCUCCUCCCGCAAGGCAGAUGAAUUUUGUCUUCCCAGAUGACAUGAAGGAAACAGACAUUUGUGAUCCGCCUCCACCGGCGCUGGCAGCCGGUAAAGAGAGCAAGCGGGGAGUAGCCCCAUUGGCUACACCGGAGGAUUCGCUCGCGUCCAUCCCGUUUAUUGAUGAGCCAACGAGCCCCAGCAUUGACCUGAAGGCAAAGCACAUCCCUGCCUCCUCUGUCGUCUCCAGUGCCAUGAAUUCCGCCCCUGUGCUUUCGGCUAGCCCCUCCUCACCCACUUUCACCUUCGCCAUCAACCGCCAUUACUCCCAGGAUUGCAGCAACAUCAAAGCGAGUCGCCGGUCUUCCUACCUCUUAGCCAUAACCACAGAACGCUCCAAGUCAUGUGACGAUGGUCUGAACACAUUUCGGGACGAGGGGAAGCUUCUGAGGAGGUUGCCAAGCCGUGUGCCAAGCCUCCGCAUGUUAAGAAGCUUCUUCACUGAUGGGUCUUUGGACAGCCUGGGCACCUCCGAAGACACCCGAUCAAAGCGGCAUUCCACCUCUGACCUGUCGGACGUCACUUUCAGCGAUGUGAGGAAAGAAGGCUGGCUCCACUACAAACAGAUCCUCACCAAGAAAGGCAAGAAAGUUGGCGGUGGCAUCCGGCAGUGGAAGCGGGCCUUUGCCGUCCUGCGUGCCCACUCGCUCUACUUGUGCAAGGACCGGCGGGAGGCCGUGGCCUUGGCCCCGCCCCCAGGUGAGGAGGAGCAGCAGCCAAUCAGCGUCCGAGCGUGCCUGGUAGACAUCUCCUACAGUGACACCAAGAGGAAGCACGUCUUCCGGCUGACGACCGCUGACUUCUGUGAAUGUCUCUUUCAGGCCGAGGACCGGGAUGACAUGCUGGCCUGGAUUAAAGCCAUCAGGGAGAGUAGCAAAGCCGAGGGCGAGGACCCUGGGUUUGCAAGUCAAGCACUGAUCAAUAAGAAGCUAAAUGAUUACAGAAAAGUGAGCUCCUCUGGGACCAAACCAGACUCUUCCCCAAAAGGUCUUCGUGUGCCAGGGGUGAAGUCAGAAUUGCAGAAGCAAAUAGGAACAGGCCCACCCCGGUCCCCACGGCAGGAUGCAGUAACACCAAGAGACGAUGGUGUCCCUCAGAAAGCUCCUUGGGGUAUCAACAUAAUGAAGAAGAACAAGAAAUCUGCUCCAAGGGCUUUUGGUGUGAGGCUAGAAGACUGCCAACCAGCUCCUGACAACAAGAAAGUCCCCCUGAUUGUGGAAGCCUGUUGCAAGGUAGUGGAAGACAAGGGCUUGGAAUACAUGGGCAUCUAUCGGGUCCCUGGGAACAACGCUGUGGUGUCCAGCUUGCAGGAGCAUCUCAAUAAAGGAUCCACAGAAAUCAAUCUGCAGGACGAGAGGUGGCAAGACCUGAAUGUCAUCAGCAGCCUCUUGAAGUCCUUCUUCCGGAAGCUCCCGGAACCGCUGUUUACAGAUGAUAAAUACAAUGACUUUAUUGAAGCCAACCGGAUUGAGGAUGCCAGCGAAAGGAUGAAGACCUUGCGCAAACUGAUCCGGGACUUGCCAGGCCAUUAUUACGAGACACUGAAGUUCCUAGUGGGACAUCUCAAGACAAUUGCAGAUCAUUCCGAGAAGAAUAAGAUGGAGCCCCGGAAUCUUGCGCUGGUGUUUGGUCCCACCCUUGUCAGAACGUCGGAGGACAACAUGACCGACAUGGUGACCCAUAUGCCUGACCGCUAUAAAAUCGUGGAGACCCUCAUACAGCAUUCAGACUGGUUUUUCAGUGACAAGGAGGAUAAAGGCGAAAAGACCCCUGUAGAUGAGCAGGAGACCCAGUCGGUGCCAAAUAUUGAGUACCUUCUGCCCAAUAUUGGGAGGACAGCCGCACCGGGGGAUACUUCAGAUUCAACCAACAGUGGCUCAGCUAAAUCAAAGGCUUCAUGGGGCUCACGGAAGGAGCACUACCACAAGGAGAUGCUCGCCAUCUCCUUCAUCUCAGCCGUCAACCGCAAGAGAAAGAAGCGGAGAGAGGCAAAGCGUUUCGGGAGCAGCACAGACGACGACUCUGAGCACGAGUCGGCUGCCAAGAGAGACGAGGAGGCGGAAGAGGAGGAAGGAAGAGAGGCGGAGGGGCUCGGGAGCAGCAGCAGCAGCAGCAGCAGAGGUCCAGCCCCUGAUGUGCAGAGCGGUCCACAGUGCCCUGUAAAAUUGAGAGCAGAGUUGGAAGACGGGAAGGGGGUGGCACCCCGGGGAAGCCCAGAACCGGCACCAGACGCCCACUCCAUCGUGUCGGGUUACUCCACCCUUUCCACCAUCGAUCGCAGCCUGUGCUCUGAGGUGCAGUCGGUAGCAGAAAGCCGUGGGGAAGAGGCCGACGACGAGCGGAGUGAAUUCAGCCAUGUGGAGACGGACACGGAGAACGGUUUUGCCCCAGGGCCGGCGGGGACGCUCCCGGGAGGGCCUGGGAUGGCAGGGGAAGGGGGAGCGACGGCGCCCGACAAAGUCCCCCACAGCCGCGCCUCCUUCAGCUCCCACCGCCUCAUGCAGUGCGACACCCUGGCACGGCGCAAGCUCUCGCGGCCCCGGCGCAACAGCGAGGCCUCCUCCUCCUCCUCCUCCAAGAGCAGCACGGAGGUGCCGAGCUCCAGCUCGCCCGGCUGCCAGGAGUCGCUGCAGCCCCCGGAGGACCCCGCCCGGCCUUCCCUCACGGAGCAGCUGCGCCUCCGCCUGCGCGGCUCGGCCGACGACAUGCUGGCCGUGCGCCUGCGCAAGCCACACUCGCCCGAGACGCGGCGCCAGAAGAGCAGCUGGCGUCGCCACACCGUGGUGGUGCCGGGCGGCCUCAAGGACCUCAACUACAACGAGUGGAAAGAGCAGCACGUUUUGGGAGCUGCCGAGGCCGGCCCCAGAGACCCCUUGAGCAGAGCUCCCCUGCGGGACAACAAGGACUCCGGGCUCAGCAGCCUGGAGUCAACCAAAGCUCGGUCUUCCUCGUCCGCGGCGGGGAACGUGGCCGCUCCGGGCCAGCAAGGGGGGGGGGAGCACCAGCAGCACCGCAAAGGCAGCUCCGAGGGGCGCUCGGCUCCCCGCCGUGCGGCCUCUUUUCGUGUCCACCAGUGUCUCUAGGUAGCCAGCGAUGGAAGCUCUCGUCAGCGUGGCGGAGAAGUAGCCCUGACCCGAGAAUGGAGGUGGGCCGUCGACGCAGCCCCCCCCCUCCGCUCUAGAGCUCCCACUACUGGUCUCUCGCCUUGCCUUCUUUGAUACCUCAGUUCUCAUCGGAGCAAGAGUCUUCCCCCUCCCCUCUCCCCAGACUCGCUUUCGGAUCCCUUCCCCCUGGUAUUAAUUUAACGACACCCUUAUUUUGUGACUUUUGCAUUUAUUUAUUCCCCUCCCCCAGGGUGGCAGAUGGAGAAAAGAAAGCUGGGGCAGGUGCAACAUGGGGAGGGUUGUUCCUCCAGCCUGUAGGAAGGGCUUAGCUUGGUUUUGACACGGAGAGGUUAUCUAGGUUGUGGGAUGACCAGCCCCAUUCCCAUUUCAAAGUCCUGGUCUGCAGGUGAAUUUCAGGGCAUGCUUUGGAAGAAGACGGCAGCAAGUAUACAGGAGCAGAAGCCAGAAUUGCUCCCAGUUAUCAAGCAAGAGUCUCUUAAUACCCAUCUCUGCCUCUUUUCUAUCAGUCUACUUUGUCUCUUCUGUGUUUAACGGAGGGCGAGCCUGGUGUUGGGGAAACCACUCCUGGACGCAAGAUCAUGUUUUCCAUUUGACCACUGCCAAAGCUCUGUUGCCGAAUCAGUCGCUGUUCCAUACCGUUCUGCCUUGGCAUCCACCUUUCUAUAGCGGGGGGACUCCUUCCCCCCUUUCCUCUCACGGAUAUCCAAAAGGCUGUGUUGAUAUUGAGGGGCUUUGAAUUGGGUCCUCAUAGAAAACACACCGCCCCUUUGUGCCUUUUCCCACCUACCUUGGCUCUGUCUUUGCAAGGUUGCUACAAAGAGGGUUGAAUCCUCUUCACUUCCAGCUUGUGUAUUCGGGUCUUGUAGCCAUGGAUGCCUCCCAUGCAUUUGAAGUUGCCUGUGGAGACUAUCCCAGUUGAGAAACUGAAACUACAGAGCUGUAAUGGUCCCUGGAGAGGCACAUGGCCUUUACCAUGCUUAAAAGGCAUUGCUGUUCUCUUAUCCGAGUGAUGUCAUAACCUAUUUUUCAAAACCAAAAACAGUCCUGUGGCAUCUUAGGCCAUUUCUCCACCUUUUUUCCAGGGAUCAUCCGUGUGCAUGCAAAUGACACACAGGGAAUCCUGGGAGCAGGCAGGGACAAUCCCUCCAUUUUCCUGGGAUAAUCCUUAGGUGUAGAAAGGGCCUUAGACUCUGAUUUAUUGAGGCAUAAACCCUGGCCAAUGAAAGCUAAUGCCACAAUAAACCUCCUAGUCUUUCAAGUGCCACAAAACUCUUAGUUUUUGCUGCAACAGACAGACAUGAGUAUCCCUCUAGGAUACUAUUUUUCUAACACUCUUGGCCAAAAUAAAAAUGCAAGUUGUGCAAAAUCUGGGGGCGCCUCUGGGGUUACACCUUUUUUCUACCCUGCCCUUCUAACGUUUUCAAGUUGACUGAAACCGUAGUUAGAGUAUGCAGUCUGCCUGAACCCAUGUUAAACUUCUUGUUCAACUGCUCAGAACCUGGAGUGGAAAGGUCCAGGUAUCAGAAUAGUUCCCUCUUCCUCUUGUCUUGUAGUACUUUGUACUGGCCAUGCUUCAUGAAUUGAUCAGCAAAGAUCCCCCCUAUGCUCUGCGUACAGUUCAGGGAUGUAGUCUGGAGUACAGAAUAAGGUUGUAAUAAUGCAAAUGGGAAUAAUGGCAAAUGUGUAAUAGCUCCCUAUAACUUUUGGUGCUAAAGAGGAGAUAUGGGGUGAAUCACUCCUCUCUGCCAAGGUGAUACAUUUCUUUUGCUAAGAUCACUCCUUUCCAUGUAGACUGUGCCACUCACACUCAACCCAUUAACCCCCAUCUGCAGUGCAGAGGCAUGGGGUGAGUAUGGACACUGAGUUAUAGUUGGGAGAAGGGCAAGAGACAUCAAGACAUAGUGGACAAGCAUAUCAGAUUCCUCCUCUCCAAUGCCUUGUGCCAUAAGAAUUACUUUGCUUUGAAGAUUCCCACGGUAACAUUUGUCAGGAUUCCGUUUAGGCUUUUAUUCCAGCAACAGCCGGAAAUCCAAAUUAUGCCAUCUUGUUUUGGAGCUGCCCUCCAAAACACUCAUGGAAAAGAAAAAUACUCGGAUUCUUGCUGGUGCUAAUUUGUUUUUAACAGUGUCUUCCCCUUCUUGGUUUAUUCAGUAUGUUGGAUAGAAGUAAACCAAGGGGCCGCUCAUUUCUCUGAUGCAGAUCAGGAUAUAGAGCUCUCACGCUUGCUUUUAGAUUUGUUUUCAUCUUGUGGGCGUAAAACAUUCCCACUACCUCUUGACCUUGUAGAAUCUGAUGUGUUCGUAAAGGCAGACGAGAAAGACAGAAGAGACUUUUGCAGUGAAUAAAUAUGGGAGGCACUCUUUAACAUGGGGACACUAUAUGACAUGUAUGAGUUGCAAUUCCACUCCCUAUGCUCUGCAGAAAUGCCAUCACUUUGGGAGAAGCUACACAAUAAUUCUGUGAGGUGGCUUUUUCAUGUAGCUUCCGCAUGGUGAGCUUUUCUUCUAAAAGCCAGUCCAUCUAGUCAUAUCAAUCAUUAAUCACAUUAGAGCAAUUUCAGUAGUUUUCUAGGAAACCAAAGUCUAAAUCCUUGCUUAGUUAUGAAGUUCAGAGGGAGCCUUUGAGCAAUUGUUCUUCACAGACCUGUUGGAAGGCCAAACUGCCACUUUGAGUUCCUUGGAUGAAGGGCAGGAGUCAAAUGUAAUGGGUAUAAUGUGGCAAAUGCUGAACUUCACUGCCUGAGGAUGUGUUAAUGAAAGGGAAUUACCGUAUUUCUUCUAUUGUAAGAUGCCAUCGAUUGUAAGACGCACACUAAUUUCAGUACCACCGACAGAAAAAAAGCUUUGAUUCUAAGAAAUAUAGACGCACCCGCGAUUCUAAGACGCACUCCGUUUUUAGAGAUGUUUAUAUGGGGGGGGGGA